This is a messenger RNA of Aphis gossypii (cotton aphid), 722 nucleotides long. Its product is annotated as cuticle protein 7-like. The coding region runs from base 132 to 548 and encodes 138 amino acids. NCBI's taxonomy places the organism in Eukaryota, Metazoa, Arthropoda, Insecta, Hemiptera, Aphididae. Gene Ontology annotation, cellular component: extracellular matrix. The record is from RefSeq and is a predicted model, not a curated record. The transcript is spliced from 2 exons.
AUUGAUUGGAAGGGUAAAUUUAAAAAUGAUCUGCCAUUAUAAAUACGGGAUACCAUUAGUGCACAACCAUCAGUUUCAAUUAGCCAAACUUACAAGCAAAUAUAACUGCAGUUCAAAAAAAAAAAAAAAAAAUGGCAGUUAAAAUGAUCAUUUUUGCCGCCUGCGUGGCCACCACACUUGCCCAAUACGCCGCCCCAGCAUACCCAGCGCAACACGCUUAUGCUCAAGCUGAACAUGAGUAUGCUCCAACUCCGUACAACUUCGAGUACAGCGUAAACGACCCACACACAUACGACGUACACAGCCAAUCCGAGUCUAGCGACGGAAACGGAUACGUCAAAGGAACUUACAGCCUUUUGGAAGCUGACGGUUCCACCCGCGUCGUCGAAUACACCGCCGAUGACCAUAAUGGUUUUAAUGCCGAAGUUAAGAAAAUUGAAGGACAUAACCAAGGUUACAAGGCACCUUACAGUGCACCUGCCCCUGCUUACAAACCAGCUUACUCGGCACCCGCUUACUCCGCUCCGGCCUACAAACCAGCAUAUUAAUUUUCUCAGUUGUACCAAUUUCUUUCAUCAUUUUUCAUAUUUUCAUUGUGCACCUCUCAUUUAUCACAUCGAAUCAUAGUUGUUAACUUAAAUAUCGCCACGUUCAUAUUUAAAAUACUUAGCAUGACUACUGUAUUUAUUUUGUAAAUAUAUGUAUAUAUAUACAAACCUAUA